ACCUAUGCGGCCGAUUACGUCCGGUGUUGGCAGCGCUCCACACAGGCUCGCUAAGAUCUUGGCUAAACCUCUAUCUAGCCUUCUAGGCACCAUCAGCUCAGCUCACCUUAAGAAUUCAGGCGAUCUCCUCAGUCGUAUCAAGGAUUUAUGCAUUGCAGAUAAAAAGUUGGUGAGUUUUGAUGUAAAAGCUCUAUUUACCAAUGUCCCUGUGGACGGAGCCUUAGCUGCCGUUGAGAGAGUGCUGUCCAAUGCAAGUGAUGAUGAUCUUCCGAUCCCAAAAAGGGACUUCCUGACUCUGGUUCGACUCUGUGUAAACUUCAACUCCUUUAUUUUUGACGACAAAGAAUUUAGACAAGUUAGCGGACUAGCGAUGGGUUCCCCUCUUAGUGCCGUCUUAGCGUGUCUCUACAUGGAAACAAUGGAGGAGGACCAUUACAAGAGUAUCUUAGGAGAACAUAACCUGUGGGUGAGGUAUGUCGAUGACGUACUUUCCUGUGUCCCCAUAGACACUAACCUUACGGACUUACUUCGGGAACUGAACUUAGUGGAUCCUGCGAUUCAGUUCACUGUCGAGGAGGAGGAGAACGGCCGGUUACCAUUCUUAGACACUCUAUUGUUACGGACGGGCGACUCACUUAAAUUCACGGUCUACCGUAAGCCCACUAAUAGGAAUGACCUCAUACAUUAUUUCUCGGGACACAGUCAGAAGGUAAAGUCCGGGGUCGUUAUCGGAUUCUUCUUGCGCGCCCUUCGAAUUUGCUCACAAGACCUGCUACAGGAAGAAAUUGAUUACAUAACCAAUACAUUCUUACAGCUGAGAUACCCUUUGGCCAAACUCAUAUCCCUCAGGGACAAAGCUAAACGGAUUUGGUCUCAAUCUAACACUAGGGUAGCUGACGUAUCUGAAAGGCACGCGCAGAAUACACUGUCGGUGAUAGCCCCUUAUUCACCUCUUACUGAACAGGUACAAAAGCUGGUGGGCCCGGCCCUAUCCAUUGUCGCAAAAGGAGGACAGAAAAUAGGCGGAAUUUUCAAGCGAAACAAAAGAGAGUCAAACAGAGAUAGCGUGGUCCGCGACAUGCUGCCAACCAGAGUAAUGGUCAACGACCACGAGGAACUUCCGCCCGCCAUGUUCUGCGAAGUCUGCAGACACGAUCUGGAACGGGAGUGA
Messenger RNA from Amphibalanus amphitrite, 1171 nucleotides. RefSeq lists its product as uncharacterized. Lineage: Eukaryota; Metazoa; Arthropoda; Thecostraca; Balanomorpha; Balanidae. The record is from RefSeq and is a predicted model, not a curated record. Bases 5 to 1171 code for a protein of 388 amino acids. The transcript has 4 exons.